This is a messenger RNA of Vigna radiata var. radiata (mung bean), 1890 nucleotides long. RefSeq names its product probable protein phosphatase 2C 63. Gene Ontology annotation, molecular function: cation binding; protein serine/threonine phosphatase activity. NCBI's taxonomy places the organism in Eukaryota, Viridiplantae, Streptophyta, Magnoliopsida, Fabales, Fabaceae. The coding region runs from base 198 to 1343 and encodes 381 amino acids. The transcript is spliced from 4 exons. Gene Ontology annotation, biological process: protein dephosphorylation. The record is from RefSeq and is a predicted model, not a curated record.
UAAGCAUAUCAAAAUCAUAUCAUAUCUUUCCUUCAGCCUUCUCUCUACUCUUCCUCUUCCAAACGCGCCAUUCCCAUUUCUCUCUCUCUUCUCAUUCUUCUUUACACUUUUUCUUUCUUCUCUGCAUACUGCAAACCUAAUUUUUUCGACCUAUCCAACAAAUUCUCACCACGCGCGCACUCGGAUUCGGACAGAUCAUGCUGCGUCUGUGCUACGGUCCUCUCGAUUGCUGCUUCCGACGCCGUGGUGGCCGCGCCGCCGACGGACUACUCUGGCAUACAGACUUGAAGCCCCACGCCUCCGGCGACUUCUCCAUCGCCGUCGCACAGGCCAAUUACAGUCUCGAGGAUCAGAGCCAAGUCUUCACCUCCCCCUCCGCUACCUACGUCGGCGUCUACGACGGUCACGGCGGCCCCGAAGCUUCUAGAUUCGUCAACAAACGACUCUUCCCUUAUUUACACAAAUUUGCCACUGAGCAAGGGGGUUUGUCUGUGGAUGUGAUAAAAAAGGCAUUUAGUGCCACAGAGGAGGAAUUCCUGCACUUGGUGAAGCUUUCCUUGCCCAUUAGUCCUCAGAUUGCUUCUGUGGGGUCCUGUUGCCUUUUUGGUGCAAUUUCUAAUAAUGUGUUGUACGUUGCUAACCUCGGAGACUCUAGAGCUGUUCUUGGAAGGAGGGAUGUCCAGAGAAAGAACAGUCCAGUGGUGGCACAGCGCUUGUCAACUGAUCAUAAUGUAGCUGAUGCGGAGGUGAGAAGAGAAGUUGAAGCUCUCCAUCCUGAUGACUCACACAUAGUGGUUUAUAGCCGAGGAGUUUGGAGGAUAAAGGGCAUUAUUCAGGUUUCAAGAUCUAUUGGUGAUGUGUAUUUAAAGAAACCUGAUUUCUACCGAGACCCUGCUUUUCAGCAAUUUGGAAAUCCUAUUCCUUUGAAGCGUCCCGUGAUGACAGCUGAACCUUCGAUCAUUAUCAGGGAGCUUGAGUCGGAGGAUUUAUUCUUGAUAUUUGCUUCCGAUGGACUGUGGGAACAAUUAAGUGACGAAGCAGCAGUUCAGAUUGUUUUCAAGUAUCCAAGAGCUGGAAUUGCCAAGAGACUGGUGAGAGCCGCUCUUCAAGAAGCUGCAAAGAAGAGAGAGAUGAGAUAUGAUGACAUAAAAAAAAUCGACAAAGGAAUAAGACGACACUUCCAUGAUGAUAUCACUGUGAUUGUAAUCUAUCUUGAUCACCAUGCGGGAUCCUCUAAUGGUAGAUUCAAGCAAACUGCUGUUGGCUAUACAACUGCACCUGUUGAUAUUUUUUCCCAAAAUGCGGACGAAGCAGAAAAGAGAAUGCUUGGUGCAAUUGCCUGAAGAGUGAAGUUAUUUCCAAGGAUCAUACACUGACAUUAUUCGGGGCGAAAAUAUUUAUAGGUGACGAUUAAUAUUGUUGGUAAACAAAAAGAAAUUAUUGACAGAACAUACAAAUUACUGCAUAGAUAUAGUAGCUUGGAGUGACUGACAGAUUUUUUCUGAUGCAGAUAUGCAUAUGUAUAGUUUUGAAGUCUAUUUUUUGGGUUUGAUGGUAUCAAUUUUGUUUUUCUUUGGAAAGAAAGAAAAUAAAAUUACAUUGAUUGUUCAGUCGUGAUAUUUAUCUCCCGGUAACGUCGAUGGAGGGUAAUGGCAUUUGAGGGGUGAGUGGAUACUUUCACAAGCAAGCACAUUCAUGUUGCCAUGGUACUAAUAUUGAUCACAGCCAUGAUUAGGAAGGUUCUUUUCAAAUGUUGGUUGUGUCAUUUCCCACCUUAACAGGCUGAAAAUUUGUGUUUGACGCGUUCUAAAGUAUGCUGGAACAGGCUGCAUUUUAUUCAUCAGACAUUUGACUUUUUUUGAGUUUGGAAACCAAGAAACUUUUGGAUCA